This is a messenger RNA of Serpula lacrymans var. lacrymans S7.9, 816 nucleotides long. RefSeq lists its product as uncharacterized. The record is from RefSeq and is a predicted model, not a curated record. NCBI's taxonomy places the organism in Eukaryota, Fungi, Basidiomycota, Agaricomycetes, Boletales, Serpulaceae. The transcript is spliced from 8 exons. Bases 344 to 715 code for a protein of 123 amino acids.
GCUUCGGUCAUAGCCUUUCUCGCGCUUCUUGGUUUUGGGCUACUUCUAUCAUGUUAGCGUGUCAUUCAAACCUUGCGUAUACUGACACAAGAGCCUUUGGAGUCAUGACUGAUUUACUUCUCAUUGUGCCGACAAUUUGUGAUAUAAUUGCAACGGCCGCAAUGCUGCGCUUUCUCGAUCAAAAGGGGACAGGGCUGAAAAGGCAAGUAAUACUUCAAAUACAUAAAUGCCCUGUAUCUUCUACCGCUGGUUGGACGAGAAUUAUGAUUGAUGCGUGCGUUACAGGACAAGAGGUACCCUUAGAUCGAUACAAUUUUUGGUGCUUAACCGUGGAAUACUCCUCAUGUCCACGCAAUGCACAUGUCUCGUCCUCUGGCUUGUAGGAGAAACCUACUGGUACUGGCUGCCUGUCCAUAUGAACGUUCCCACUAUAUAUGUAAACACUAUGCUGAUCUUGCUAAACGAACGUGCAAGUAUCCGAGCGAAAGCGAAAGUUAUCAAUACAUCUCUUCAGCUUACAACUCGCAUCAGACAACCUUUGGAGUUCAAUGUCAUUAAUUCGUCACGGCAGACCACUACCGAUUCACAUGAGGUCGCCUUGGGGUUAUCGAACCAUUCAUCGUCAAAGAUCAUCCAUAGCCAUUCGGAUGCACCUAGUCUGACUACUGUGACUUCCGAGGGAAAUACAGUGAAUGACGGUGACCAUCUUUGCUGAAGAUAACUGGAGCACGCGAGGAAUGUCGGAAUGAGCACGAUGUUCAUCUUACGUCUUCACUGUUUAUAGUUAGAGUAAUGAUCAUCACAUGUAGUCAAUAU